UACCUCUACUUCUUUGGGCCUAUCAAAACUCAUUCUUUUCCUCCACUACUUUCCUUCAUCAUGCCUUAUUAUAUAACUUCUACCAAUUUCUCCUAGUUUUUCCCCAAACUUCUUUGAAUUUUCAUCAAGAAAUUUAAGCUUUUAUUCAAUUCAAACACUCAAAUCUCUAAUUUUCUCUUUCAAAAGGCGAAAACGAUGAUCGUUUUUCGUUGAUUUCCCGUUCGUUAUACUUCAUCUGUUCCCUAAAUAUCGCACCAUCCUGUUCUGUUCUUUCGAUGGCGUAUCCUCGAACGGUGGAGGAUGUCAUCAAGGAUUUCAAAGGUAGAAGAGGAGGAAUGAUCAAGGCAUUAACAAAGGAAUUUGAAGAGUUUUACCGUUUAUGUGAUCCGAAUAGCCCGAAUCUAUGCUUAUACGGGCACCCGAACCAAAAAUGGGAGGUCAACAUACCAUCUUUUUCGGACCUUCCCGAACCAAGACUAGGGAUCAACUUUGUACGGAACACCAUGACAAAACACGAGUGGAUAUCCAUGGUAGCGUUACAUAGCGACGCGUGGCUAUAUUCAAUCGCAUCAUAUUUCGCCACCAAGUUUAACUUCGAUAAAGCCGAUAAAAAACGCCUCUUUAACAAACUCACGGAGGUUUCCUCCCUACACGAGGUGGUUGUCACGGCGGGGAAGAAAAGGGUUAAAACCGAAGGCGGCGGCUUACCGGAAGAAAUCCUCGUCGAAGAAAUCCUCUCGAGACUCCCCGCACGUGACCUCCUAAAAUUCCGGACCGUGUCCUCCACGUGGCGGUCUUUAAUCGAUGACUCAGAUUUCGUUUCUACACAUAUGGAAACUUACAAAAACAAUAUCGAGGUUAGUCAUUUACUAGUCAUGUAUCGACCAGCUAGAAGUUGGCUUAAAGAUGAACAUGUUUUAGUUCGUCGAAGUGAUACGUUUCGAAAAGUCAUGGAAUUACAAAGCUUAUAUGAUCAUUAUGAAGGUGCUUAUGAAUUAAUUAGCUAUAUUAAUGGGUUAGUUUUGGUUAAAAAAGGUAAAUCAAGAGGUUUUCGUGAGAUUAUAUUAUGGAAUCCUUCUAUAAAUAGCUCUAUUAAUGUUCCUAACCCUAUGUUCGAAGCUAUGAGGGAAGCAACGUAUCUUGAGCUAGGGUUAGGUUAUGAUGCAUCUAAGAAAGAUUAUAAGGUUGUUGUAAUGGUUUACCCUAAAGCCGAGAUUAAGUACUAUUUCGGGGAACGGUACCGGGCCACGGGCCCGGGUUUCGUACAAGUGUAUACACUUAGUACAAACUCGUGGACCAGUAACAACAAUGUUAGUCCUCCGCCGUACUGGAGUGUUGGGGGGCAAGUCUUUGUUAAUGGCGCGAUACAUUGGAUAAACUUUGGCCCGAAACUCGAGGAUGAUUUAUGGUAUAAGGAUAAAGAUAUGUACAUUGUUUCAUUUGAUGUUGAAAACGAGGUUUUUAAGUAUUUUGAGCUACCUAAGGGGUUAAAAACCGAUGAUGAGCCAAAGGAGAAGUUUCCGACAAUGUUGGGAGGAUCACUCGCCGUGUAUUGUUCUCAUUAUCAAUCUAGGAAUGAUAUUUGGGUGAUGGGAGAGUACGGUGUGUCGAAUUCGUGGAGUAAACGUUACACAUUUUCGUUACAAUUUGAUAAAUUGUUGCAUUUCAAGAGUAAUGGUGAGUUAUUGUUUGCUGUUGAUGGGAAAGGGAUAAAGUCAUAUGAUGUGAAGAAAGAAAGGGUUAGAGAUCUUGCCAAAACUUAUGCUAGAUCUUCUAAUUAUACAGUUUUUACUUAUGUUGAGAGUUUGGUUUUGUUUAAACAAGCGAGUAAGCGGCCAUUACAACUUCUUGUGUAAAUGGGUAGACGGAGAUUCACAUCAGACACGUAUUGCAAACAGACUCUUAAUCAUAACGUGGCAGGACGUAGUUAUGUUUCACAUGAUUUCAUGUAUUUUUAGCUAAGAAUUUGAUUUUUUUUUUUU
Spinacia oleracea (spinach) is the source of this 1982-nucleotide messenger RNA. Its product is annotated as F-box protein CPR1. Gene Ontology annotation, biological process: regulation of DNA-templated transcription. Bases 276 to 1856 code for a protein of 526 amino acids. The record is from RefSeq and is a predicted model, not a curated record. NCBI's taxonomy places the organism in Eukaryota, Viridiplantae, Streptophyta, Magnoliopsida, Caryophyllales, Amaranthaceae. Gene Ontology annotation, molecular function: transcription coregulator activity; histone binding; transcription cis-regulatory region binding. Gene Ontology annotation, cellular component: nucleus. The transcript has a single exon.